This is a messenger RNA of Camelina sativa (false flax), 953 nucleotides long. RefSeq lists its product as uncharacterized. The record is from RefSeq and is a predicted model, not a curated record. Lineage: Eukaryota; Viridiplantae; Streptophyta; Magnoliopsida; Brassicales; Brassicaceae.
GUCUCUCUCUCGCUACACAUGGCUCGUCGUCGUUUCAGCUAUGCGUGGGGGUCUCCUCUCUAACUCUCUUUCAAGUUUCUUCGAAAUCAAGUAUCCGAAACUUCCAGAUACACGCUAGCUAUCCCAGAAAAGAGAAGAAAGAAAUCACCUUUUCCCCCUUUUUUUUUGUUAAUUCUCUUCUUCCGAUUUGGUCUUUGCUUUUAUACCCAGAUUAAAUCGAUUGAUUUCAUUUGAAGAUUAGUAAAGUUCACAGGGUUCUUUGUUUGAUGAUCUAAGAAGGGCUCUGUUGUUUCCACCAUGGGCAGUAGUUGUUUGGCUUGUUUUGAUAAGUCGAAAGCAACAACAACAACUGUAGAUGUGCCUUUGAAUGGCUCCAAAGAUGUGUUAGUAGAAGAAGAAGAUUGGAGUGAGUUGAGGAACCCUAGUGUAGCUUCUGAAGAUUUCUGGACAAACACCACUUUAGAUAUGGAAAGCAAUGCUCAGGGUAGUGUUUCUUCGAUUAGUACAACGAACUUGACUGUUGAUUCUCAAGGAUGUGGUUCUAGCUCUAAUGAACCUGCUGAAUUUGUUAACCAUGGUCUUGUUCAAUGGAAUCAAACUCGCCAGCAAUGGUUGGGGGAUAAAAGAUCCAAGAACCGCAAAAGAGUUGUUAAAGAACCGAUACUGAAUGAGAAUGUGACUUAUGAGAGUCUACUUGGGAGCAACAAGCGGUUUCCUCGGCCUAUACCUCUUGAUGAAAUGGUACAGUUUCUGGUUGAAGUUUGGGAAGAAGAGGGUCUAUACGGCUGAAAGAUACAUAUUCACACAUUCAUGUUGGACAAAACCUUUCUUUUGUACUUGUUACUUAUAACACAAAUUCAGAUUCUUGUCUAUAAAAACUGAACGAAUUUGUAAAGAAAGCUGAUGGAGAGAUUAUAUAACCAAAAAAAAGAGUUGGUUACAGUAUUAUCAUU